AUGAUAAGACAAAAUAUAAUAAUAGUUCAUAGAAGGUCAUUUUGCCAAUCUUUAUAUUUAGCAGAAAAUUUGAAAUCAAAACAUGACAUCGAGAAUGAAAUGACAACUAAAAGCGAUACAAGCAACUUCCAAAUACCACUUGAUACAAAUGAGCCUGAAGAUGGCGUGUCUUUAAGAAAUAGUGCUAGAGUAAGGAGUUUAAUCAACCGGAUUAUUGAAACCGGGGGAAACCAAAGUAAACGAAAUCGGACUAUCAAUAAUAACACCACGAGUAAGUUGUUUCAAAAUCCAGAUAAAAUGAAAGUCUUGAAGAAAAUAUUUUCGAAACCACAGGCAUCGACAAAGUGGGACAAAAAACACAUUAAGGGAAAGCUACAAACAAAGCGUAAUGAAGUUACCAAACCAUCAAAAGAACCAUUUUACAAAGACACGUCUUCAAAUAAAUAUUCAACUAGUAGCAACGUCAUUAAGCACCCUUUAAAACAAUGUAUUGCCCCUAAAAAUGAAGAUAUUGCUCAAUUAGCUCAUAAUUUAGAUCGAGUGUUAUUUUCACCAGGAGUCCAUUUUUUACAAGACCCCAGAACUAGAAUAUAUAAUUUUGCCCCUUUUUUGAAAAAAGUGAUCAACUAUAAAGAUUUCAAUUUUGAAGCAAUUGGGAAUUAUACACCAGUCUCGAAACAUCAACAAUUGUUAGAAAAUUCUCAAAAACUUGAGAAACAAUUCUAUUCUUCAACUUCUUCCAUGACAUCUUUGCUAUCUAAGUUUUAUCAUUUUUUAAAUAAAUAUGAUAAAUGGGAUGUUAAGCGGUUCGGUAAAAUUCCCUUUUCAGGAAUGAGUAAUGAAUUGCCAACUAAUUUGAUUUUAAAACCUCAAGGUGACUUUAUUGAUUCCAUAACAAAGGAAAAGAAACCAGUCUAUUCUAUUCAAGCUGAUAAUUCAUGUGACUUAGAUACCCUUCUUAGUGCCAUGGGAAUGUGUAUGGAAACAUUAUUAACAAACCCACAAAAUGAAUUUGUCAAAUAUCAUAAGGAUAGUGGGAUUGAGUUUAGUGAACCGCCUACUAAUGCUUAUAAUUAUGCAUCUUAUGGGGAUUUUUUAUUGAGAUCACAAUUGGAUUGCUAUGAUGAAAGAUUGCCAGGGAAUGGUACAUUCGAUUUGAAAACUCGAGCAUCAACAAACAUUAGAUAUAAUUCCAAAAGUGGAUCUUUAGAGAAGAACGAUUAUCAAAUUUGGAAAUUGAAUGGUAGUUAUGAAUCCUUCGAACAUGAGUUCAGAGAUAUGAUAAGAACUGGUGCCAUGAUGAAGUAUUUAUUCCAGGCAAGAAUAGGACAAAUGGAUGGUAUCUUCAUUGCUUAUCAUAGCAUUAACACCAUAUUUGGGUUCCAAUAUUUACCACUUGAGGAAUUGGAUAAAUUAUUUUACACUGGAAACACCUUUUCUGAAGUUCCAGAAAUUGAUGUAAAAAAAUUAAAUGUAAAUAGAUUACCUGAUAAAUUACCAUCUUUGAUUGGGGAAACACAAUUUAAGUUUUCAUUGGAAAUUUGGCAAAAGUUAUUACAAGAACAUAUUUUAAAAGAUUUGAAUCAAUCUCUAAACGGUAAUCCAACCCCGUUUAGAUUGAUUGUGAAAUAUGACACAUUCGCACAUUUACUUCGAGUAUUUGCAAUACCAGUUACUGAUGAAGAGAUUGAAGUGUUACAAUCGUUUCCAGAGAGAUUCAAACGUGAUUUUGCAGAAGAUGAGAAUUUGGCUGAAGUACAGAAACAUGCUAGAGAGUUGAGGAAAUUUAAUGACAAAAGUCUUGAAACAAAGGAAAUAUUCAGCUAUGUAAUUAAAAUGGAUUCGAGCUUGAUUGAUGGAAAAAUUAGACAAUACUACAAAUUACCCCAUGACUACUUUGAAGACUGGCAAUUAAUAUAUAACAUCAAAAGAACUACAAAUCCUCCAAAGAAAUACAUCAGUGACUUAUUGAAAUUUCCUGAAACAAAGAUUUCUGAACGCUUAAACAAUGUUCAUGAAAUUUAUGAAAAAAUAGGAGCAAUUAGAAAGAAGUCAUGGGAAGAAAAAGAAAAAGUAUCACAAGUGUACCAUCCGAAAUUCAAGUUUUGA
Candida dubliniensis CD36 is the source of this 2109-nucleotide messenger RNA. It is a transcript of the gene PET127, whose product is annotated as Pet127p. Gene Ontology annotation, cellular component: mitochondrion; mitochondrial envelope. The transcript has a single exon. NCBI's taxonomy places the organism in Eukaryota, Fungi, Ascomycota, Pichiomycetes, Serinales, Debaryomycetaceae. The coding region runs from base 1 to 2109 and encodes 702 amino acids. Gene Ontology annotation, biological process: mitochondrial RNA 5'-end processing. The record is from RefSeq and is a predicted model, not a curated record.